Molecule: messenger RNA, 586 nt
Organism: Xyrichtys novacula (pearly razorfish)
Lineage: Eukaryota; Metazoa; Chordata; Actinopteri; Labriformes; Labridae
Source: the annotation of a GenBank genome assembly
AUGGAAGAAACUGAACACAGAGGGCCAAGGGAGGGAGAUGAAGACCACCUGAGACACAGGAUCUCUUCUGUGGGUCUGAGAAAGGACAACAGAGGUGUAAUGAGGAUGGUGAUACACAUCAGCCUGGAGUCAUGUUACAUCACCUGAGAGGCCCAGAGAGCAGAGACGAAGAAUAGAGCAUGAAACGAGCAGGGAAUAGAGGAUGGCAUGCCUGACUGUGCUGCUCUGAUUUAUUGCCUUCUUUCUUUCUCUUGUUUCCAGCGGCACAAACCUUCACCUGAACGAUGCAAAGCAGUCCGACUGCUCGCCACAUGCUGCUGCUAACAACUGGGUGUACAGGGAUGACAGCAGCAGACGGUUCAGUAGUGAGGCUACGACACAAAAGCUAGUGAAACACGAGAUCCUGCCACAUCCCCGGUGUACAAACAAGACAUGGCUGCUGCAAGGAAAGAGUGUGUUCUCUGCAAAAUCUCUGUUUCAGAGCGUCUGGAUGAUGCUUAUCUCCCCCUGUCAAGAUAACUCCUCCUGUGUGAGGAGGACAAAAGGAGGAGCACAGAGGUCAGCAGGAAUACAGGAGGAGCUGUGA